This is a messenger RNA of Salvelinus fontinalis (brook trout), 13983 nucleotides long. RefSeq names its product teneurin-2-like. Gene Ontology annotation, biological process: neuron development; heterophilic cell-cell adhesion. Gene Ontology annotation, cellular component: neuron projection. The transcript has 29 exons. The coding region runs from base 807 to 7622 and encodes 2271 amino acids. NCBI's taxonomy places the organism in Eukaryota, Metazoa, Chordata, Actinopteri, Salmoniformes, Salmonidae. Gene Ontology annotation, molecular function: protein heterodimerization activity; calcium ion binding; protein homodimerization activity. The record is from RefSeq and is a predicted model, not a curated record.
AAUUCGACACAAACCUUCAAAGAGGUAUGUAAUGACACAUUAUAUAAACUCUUUAUAGUGUUUUAUUUACAUUUUAGAGGCGAUAAGGUGAUAAGUUGGACAGAUCGAGUGAAAAAAAGCAAUUUUCCCACACGGCAUCUCUCCUUCUCACUAUCACGCAUUAGUUUCGCUUCCCCUCCUGCCAUUUUUAAAAAGACCUGACGGGGCUCAUUGCCUGCUUGAAUUAUGCAGAAACGAGCAGCGUUUAGGUCAUGUAAUUGAUUUUGUUGGAAAGGGGAGAAAUUGUGCUUUACAAUGGUAUUGCCAUUACAGUUGAUCUGGAAGUAUUACGUUUUGGGGCGCUAAAAUAAGGGCAAUUGUACGGACCAAGGCAAUGUACGAGAUUACGUUAGCUUUGUUUAUUAAGAAGUCAUUGAAAAUAGAUGCCAUUUUAUAGUUAUUGAAUUGUAAUUUCAGUUUACUUCCUGAAUUGACUGUCUUCAAUUCGAAUUGACCCAAACCCUGACUUACACACACAGGUAUAUGAACAUAACACACACCAAUACACAGAUAACACACACCAAUACACACAUAACACACACCAACACACAUAUAACACACACCAAUACACAGAUAACACACACCAAUACACACAUAACACACACCAAUACACGCAUAACACACACCAAUACAUACAUAACACACACAGUUACACAAAACUGGACUGUACACACACUUACAGUAUACACACAUUUAUGGAAUUGAAUUGACUUCCUGGUCUGAGCUUCCUGAAAGUGUAAUUGUCUGUCCUCCUGCAGUAUGACUACAUGGAACGCUUGGACGGUAAAGAGAAGUGGAGUGUUGUUGAGUCUCCUCGAGAACGUCGCAGCAUCCAGACUGUGGUUCUAAACGAAGCAGUGUUUGUUCAGUACCUGGACCCGGGAGCAUGGCAUCUAGCCUUCUACAACGACGGACGAGAAAGAGAGACCGUCUCCUUCAACACUGCUGUAAUGGACUCGGUACAGGAGUGUCCCCGUAAUUGUCAUGGCAACGGAGAGUGUGUGUCUGGUGUGUGUCACUGCUUCCCUGGGUUCCAUGGCAUGGACUGCUCCAAAGAGGCCUGUCCAGUGCUGUGUAGUGGUAAUGGUCAGUAUGAUAAGGGAUCCUGUAUCUGCUACAGUGGAUGGAAGGGAGCUGAGUGUGCCGUCCCCACCACCCACUGCAUUGACCCUCUAUGUAGUGGACAUGGGACCUGUACUGGCGGGAACUGUGUCUGCUCCCUGGGGUACAAGGGAGACAACUGUGCCAAAGUGGACUGCCUGGACCCGACCUGUUCUAAUAAUGGUAUCUGUGUGAAUGGGGAGUGCCACUGUAAGCCCGGCUGGGGCGGUCCACACUGUGAGCUGCAGCGGGCACAGUGCCCAGACCAAUGCCAUGGCCACGGGGCAUUCAUACCAGACACUGGUCUCUGUAGCUGUGAUCCCAACUGGAUGGGACCAGACUGCUCUGUAGAGGUGUGUUCUGUGGACUGCGGGACCCACGGAGUGUGUUUGGGCGCAGCGUGUCAGUGUGAGGAGGGCUGGACGGGCUCCGGGUGUGACCAGCGAGUGUGUAACCCACUGUGCAUCAAACAUGGAACCUGCAAGGACGGCAAGUGCCAGUGUCACCAGGGCUGGAAUGGAGAACACUGCACCAUCGACAUGUGGGACUUGGUUGACAAAGAUAGCUGUCCUAACCUGUGUAAUGGUAAUGGCCAGUGUACCAUGAGGGAGCAGAGCUGGCACUGUGAAUGCCAGACGGGCUGGAGGGGUGCCGGAUGCAGCGUUGCCAUGGAGACAUCAUGUGCCGACAACACGGACAAUGAAGGAGAUGGUCUGACUGACUGUAUGGAUCCAGACUGUUGUAUCCAGAGCCCGUGUCAGAACAGCCCUCUGUGUCGGGGCUCCAGAGACCCCCUCCAGGUGAUCCAGCAGAGCCCCCUGUCCCUGUCCCAACCCCGGGUAGGAUCCUUCUAUGACAGGGUCAUGAUGCUGGUGGGACGGGACAGCACACACAUCAUACCUGGGGAAAACCCAUUCAACGCCAGCUUGGCGUCUCUGAUCCGAGGUCAGGUGUUAACUACAGAUGGUACUCCCCUGGUGGGAGUCAAUGUUUCUUUCAUCAAUUACCCACACUAUGGAUACACACUCACACGCCAGGACGGAACGUUUGACCUGCUAGCGAAUGGAGGCGGCUCGUUGACCCUGAGGUUUGAGCGCGCUCCGUUCAUCACGCAAGACCGCACAGUGUGGUUACCAUGGGGUCGUUUUUACGCAAUGGAUACGCUGGUGAUGAAGACUGAGGAGAACACCAUCCCAGGAUGUGACCUCAGUGGCUUCCUCCGACCUGACCCUGUGGUCAUCGCCUCACCCCUGUCAUCGCUCUUCUCAUCUAGACCCAGGGACAAGCCCAUCAUACCUGAGACACAGGUGCUCCAUGAGAUGAUAGAUGUUCCAGGGACCAGUCUGAAGCUGUGCUACCUGAGCUCCAGGACGUCUGGCUACCACAGCCUGCUGAAGGUGACCAUGACCCCAGCCAUGGUGUCUCUGGGCCUGCUCAAAGUCCAUCUGAUGGUGGCUGUGGAGGGACAUCUCUUCCAGAAGUGGUUCCACGCCUCGCCCAACCUGGCCUACACCUACAUUUGGGAUAAAACAGAUGCCUAUGGACAGAGAGUCUACGGGCUGUCGGAAGCUGUCGUGUCGGUGGGGUAUGAGUAUGAGUCAUGUGCCAGUCUGAUCCAAUGGGAGAAGAGGACAGUAGUACUUCAGGGCUUUGAACUGGACCCUUCUAAUCUGGGAGGCUGGUCUCUGGAUAAACACCAUAUCCUCAACACACGCAGCAGUAUCCUCCAUAAGGGUAGUGGUGAGAACGUGUUUGUGUCAGAGCAGCCCCCUGUGAUCAGCAGUGUAAUGGGGAACGGACGUCGACGUUCUAUCUCCUGUCCCAGCUGUAACGGCCUCGCCGACAGCAACAAGCUACUGGCACCUGUAGCCCUGGCAACAGGGAUCGACGGGAGCCUCUAUGUGGGAGACCUGAACUUCAUACGCAGGGUCUACCCCUCGCUCAAUACCACGGGCAUACUGGAACUGAGGAACAAAGAUUUCAGACACAGUAACAACCCCACUCAUAAGUACUUCCUGGCCAUUGACCCGGUAACAGGAGCGUUGUUGAUCUCGGAUACCAAUUCGCGGCAUAUCUACCGUGUGCGCUUGCUGACUGGCGGGCGACUGCUGUCGGACAGCGCAGAGGUGGUUGCUGGGACGGGAGAGCAGUGUCUGCCCUUCGAUGAGCGCUGUGGGGAUGGAGGCAAAGCUACUGAGGCGACACUGAUGAGCCCCAAAGGUAUUGCUGUGGAUAAGAAUGGUCUGAUGUAUUUUGUGGACGCCACUAUGAUCCGUAAGGUUGACCAAAACGGGAUCAUCUCCACUCUACUGGGCGCCAACGACCUAACCUCAAUACGACCACUCAGCUGUGACGCUAGCAUGGACGUCAGCCAGGUGCGUCUGGAGUGGCCCACAGACCUGGCAGUAAACCCCAUGGAUAACUCUCUGUACGUCCUGGAGAACAACGUCAUACUGCGCAUCACUGAGAACCACCAAGUGAGCAUCAUAGCAGGGCGGCCCAUGCAUUGUCAGGUUCCAGGUAUAGACUACAGCCUGAGUAAGCUUGCCAUCCACGCUGCGUUGGAGAGUGCUACAGCCAUCGCCCUGUCUUACACCGGAGUUCUCUACAUCGCUGAGACGGACGAGAAGAAAAUCAACCGCGUCAGACAGGUGUCCACUAACGGCGAGAUCUCUCUGCUAGCCGGCACCUCGUCGGACUGCGACUGCAAGAAUGACGUUAACUGCAACUGUUUCCAUGGCGACGACGGUUAUGCGUCCGAUGCCGGCCUCAACUGCCCCGCCUCGCUCGCCGUCUCACCCGACGGAACGCUUUUCAUCGCCGAUCUUAACAACAUACGCAUCAGAGCCGUGCGAGCCAAUCGGCCCGGCCCAUCCGCCUCGGGAUCAGGAUCGAUGAUGGGACAAUACGAAGUUGCGUCUCCACGGGAACAGGAGCUUUACGUGUUCAACGGUGACGGUCAACAUCUACAGACCGUGAGUCUGGUCACGGGAGAACCGUUAUAUAACUUCACCUACGGGCCGGACAGAGAGCUAGCCACGGUGGUGGACAACUGCAACAACACUGUCAGGGUGAGAAGGGAGGGUCUGGGCCAGGGGGGGAGUUCUGGCCUCCUCAGGCUGGUGUUACUGCCAGAGAACCAGGUGGUGACCCUGGGUUUGGACCCUGCUGGGGGGCUGAAGAGUGUCUCAGCACAGGGACAGGAGGUGGCCCUACUUGGGUACUCUGGGAGUACAGGACUACUGGCCACCAAGGCUGACGAGACCGGAUGGACCACCUUCUACCAGUAUGACAGUGGGGGUCGUCUGACCAAUGUAACCUAUCCUACUGGCAUGGUGACCAGUCUGCACCGGGAGAUAGAACGUUCCAUCAACAUUGACAUAGAGAGCUCCAGCAGAGACGAUGACAUCACCGUGAUCACCAACCUGUCCUCUGUGGAGGCCUCAUACACCGUGGUGCAAGACCAGGUGAGGAACAGCUACCAGCUGUGUAACAACGGCACCCUGCGGGUGAUGUAUGCCAAUGGGAUGGGCAUCAGCUUCCACACUGAGCCCCACAUCCUGGCCGGAUCGGUCAGUCCUACUAUUGGCCGUAGGAACAUCACACUACCCACAGACAACGGACUCAACUCCAUUGAGUGGCGGCUCCGCAAGGAACAGACCAAAGGGAAGGUCACUGUGUUUGGCAGAAAGCUGAGGGCACAUGGUCGUAACCUCCUCUCCAUCGACUUCGACCGCAACACUCGGACAGAGAAGAUCUACGACGACCACCGCAAGUUCACGCUCCGCAUCAUGUACGACAUGCAGGGCCGGCCCGCCAUGUGGUUGCCUAGCAGCAGCCUGGCAGUGGUGAACGUGUCGUACUCGACCACGGGUCAGCUGGUGGGGCUGCAGAGGGGCAGUAUGAGCGAGAGGACAGAGUUUGACCCUCAGGGACGUAUUCUGUCACGGUCGUUCAUAGAUGGCAAGGUGUGGAGCUAUAGUUAUCUGGAUAAGUCCAUGGUCCUUCUCCUGCAGAGCCAGAGACAGUACAUAUUCGAGUUUGACGCCUCGGGGCGCGUCACGGCCGUCACCAUGCCUAGUGUAGCUCGCCACACCAUGUCCACCCACGUCUCUAUCGGUUACAUCCGCAACACCUACAACCCUCCAGAGAGCAACGCCUCCAUCAUCCAUGACUUCAGCGAAGACGGCCGCCCCAAGGCCACCCACUACCUCGGCACCGGCCGACGUGUCCUCUACAAGUACGGAAAGCUGGUCAAGCUAGCUGAGAUCCUCUACGACAGCACCGUGGUGACGUUCGGUUACGACGAGACAGCUGGGGUGCUGAAGAUGGUGAACUUACAGAGCGGCGGGUUCUCCUGUACAAUACGUUACCGUAAGAUGGGUCCGUUGAUCGACAAGCAGAUCUACCGGUUCAGUGAAGAGGGGAUGGUGAAUGCUAGGUUUGACUACACAUACCAUGACAACAGCUUCCGUAUUGCUAGUAUGAAGCCUGUCAUCAGUGAGACUCCUCUGCCUGUGGACCUCUACCGCUAUGACGAGAUCUCUGGAAAGGUGGAACACUUUGGGAAGUUUGGUGUGAUCUACUAUGACAUCAACCAGAUCAUUACCACGGCUGUGAUGACCCUCAGCAAGCACUUCGACACCCACGGGCGCAUCAAGGAGGUGCAGUACGAGAUCUUCAGGUCCCUGAUGUACUGGAUGACGGUGCAGUACGACAGUAUGGGACGGGUGGUGAAGCGAGAGCUGAAGAUUGGACCGUAUGCCAACACAACACAGUAUCGCUAUGAGUAUGACGGGGACGGACAGCUCAGCGGGGUGAAGGUGAACGACUGGUCCACGUGGCGCUACAGCUACGACCUGAACGGUAACCUGCACCUCCUCAACCCCGGGAACAGCGCCCGCCUCACGCCGCUCCGCUACGACCUCCGAGACCGGAUCACACGCCUGGGUGACGUUCAGUACCGUCUGGAUGAGGACGGCUUCCUGAGCCAGCGAGGCUCGGAUGUCUUUGACUACAACUCCAAGGGCCAGCUCCUUAGAGCAUAUAACAAGCUACCGGGAGGUUGGAGUGUCCAGUACCGCUAUGACGGACUGGGAAGGAGAGUGUCCACUCGGACCAGUCUGGGACAACACCUCCAGUUCUUUUACGCUGAUCUGAACCACCCGGCUAGAGUCACACAUAUAUUUAACCACUCCAGUUCAGAUAUCGCUUCACUGUACUAUGACUUGCAGGGUCAUCUGUUUGCUAUGGAGGUGAGUAGUGGAGAGGAGUAUUACAUCGCCUCAGACAACACAGGAACGCCACUGGCUGUCUUCAGCAGCAACGGACAGAUGAUCAAACAGGUGCAGUACACAGCGUACGGGGAGGUGUACCUGGACUCUAACCCAGAGUUCCAGCUGGUGGUUGGGUUCCAUGGUGGUCUCUAUGACACCCUGACCAAGCUGGUCCACUUCACCCAGAGGGACUAUGAUGUCCUGGCAGGCCGCUGGACCUCGCCAGACUAUGCCACCUGGCCCAAGAUCGGCAAGGACCCUGCACCCUUCAACCUGUAUAUGUUCAAGAACAACAACCCCCUCAGCGACGUGUUGGACAUCAAGAACUACGUCACAGACGUGAAGAGUUGGCUGGUGAUGUUUGGUUUCCAGCUCAGUAACAUCAUUCCAGGGUUCCCCCGUCACACCCUCUACUUCGUAGACCCUCCCUACGAGCUGCAGGCCAGCCAGGACUGUGAGAACGGACAGCUGAUAACGGGGGUGCAGCAGGCAGCGGAGCGCCACAACCAGGCAUUCAUGGCCCUGGAGGGACGGCUCCUUAACAAGGACCCUCGCGACCGCCGCGACAAGCCCGGACACUGGUUCGGCACAUCAACGCCCAUCAUCGGCCGGGGAGUGAUGCUAGCAUUGAAGGAAGGACGUGUGGUGGCGGCAGUUAGCUCCAUGGCAACCGACGACAGCCGAAAGGUGUCCAUGGUCCUCAACGGCGCCAUCUACCUGGAUGGAACGCACUACACGCAGGAUGGAUGUGACUGUCACUACUUCGUUAAAGUCGGUUCGGCCGAUAGUGAUCUACUGGUGCUGGGGCUGACCAGCGGACGCAUGGCGCUGGAGAGUGGGAUCAACGUGACUGUGAGCGGGAGGUCGCGGCGUGGCGCCACAGUGGAAUUUGCGGUGCAGUCAUUAGCCCUCAGCGUGCGGUAUGGGCUAGCGCUGGACGUGGUGGACGAGGAGAGGGUGAGGAUGCUGGAACUAGCCCGGCAGAGGGCCCUGGCUGGGGCCUGGCUGAGGGAGCAGCAGAGGGCCAAAGAUGGGAAGGAGGGGAGCCGGCUGUGGACGGAGGGAGAGAAGCAACAGCUGCUGACCGCGGGGAGGGUACAGGGGUACGACGGGUAUUAUGUUCUACCUGUGGAACAGUACCCAGAACUGGCUGACAGCAGCACCAACAUCCAGUUCCUGAGACAGAACGAGAUGGGCAAGAGGUAACAGCCCACCUGGACUGGGAUGGAGGACUGGCUGACUCUUUCUCUCUCUCUCACUGACUCUCCUCCUCCCCUUCUCCUCCUCCUCCCUUUCAUCCCCUCGUCCUAGUUACUAGUUCCUUCCUCUCUUCGCUCCCCCCCUCCUUGCCUUCUCCUCCUUUCCCCUCCAACCCCACAGAAAACAAACCAACAAACGGGGUUUCUCACUGAACGCUGCAGGGACUUUUGAAAAGAAGAAUAUACUAGAAAACUUUUUUUUUUUUUUUACUUUUUCUGCCAAGGGCAAAAAAUCUAACAUUUAGACAGAAGUUUAUUUUAUUUUAAUUUUUUGUUGAUGUUGAAAACAGACUGUGGUGAAAGGCACUCAUGAACCUUGACAAACAAACUGUUGCAUAAUAACUAAGAUACCCCUUUUUAAAAAAUAAAUCAAUAUUUUCACCCAUAUUUUUGGGGGUCACUAUGAGGGCGUAAUGACAGACUCUGAACUGAUGGUGGCGCUGUGUUGUGCUGGGUGCUCUGAUAAGGGCCUGCCUCUGAAAUGAACUUGUAGAGCAAAGGGACCAAUAGGGAGACAGAGCCACCACAGGGCCCGGCCAAUCACAACACUGAUCGGAAGAGAAAAUCACCAACGGCAACAAGCAACGCAGCUUAGGGACGUAAAAUGGAGUAAAACGAUGAGUCAUCUCACUGUCUCAGGCCUCCCAUUCUCCACCACAGAACUGUUCUUAGCUACUGCAGCAACAUAUCCUAGCAACCAACACUCACACCACUGAGAUCCUUUAAAAGACUUCAAACUAAAGAAAACGAAAACUUUUUAGACACACAUAAGUUGGAGGAUUUUUUUUGUAUAUUUGCAGAUAUCAUAAAUAGUAUCACAAGGUUUUAUUUUGAAAUUGGUGAGAUUAUUAUACUACUGUAAUAGCUCCACAUAGUUCAGAGUACUACACAACAGUUCAGAGUAUUACAGUUCAGGGUAUGAUACUACAGAUCAGACUACUACAAUACAGUUCAGACUACUACAGUUCAGACUAUUAUAGUACUGUUCAGAAUACUACACUACAAAGUACUACACAAAAGUUCAGACUACUACAGUUCAGACUAUUAUAGUACUGUUCAGAAUACUACACUACAGUUCAGACUACUACAGAACAGUUCAGACUACUACAGUUCAGACUAUUAUAGUACUGUUCAGAAUACUACACUACAGUUCAGACUACUACAGAACAGUUCAGACUACUACAGUUCAGACUAUUAUAGUACUGUUCAGAAUACUACACUACAGUUCAGAGUACUACACUACAGUUCAGAGUACCACAUUUCAGACUAUUAUAGUACUGUUCAGAAUACUACACUACAGUUCAGACUACUACAGAACAGUUCAGACUACUACAGUUCAGACUAUUAUAGUACUGUUCAGAAUACUACACUACAGUUCAGACUACUACACAACAGUUCAGAGCACUACAGUUCAGACUAUUAUAGUACUGUUCAGAAUACUACACUACAGUUCAGACUACCACAGUUCAGACUACUAUACUACAGUUCAGACAACUACACUACAGAUCAGACUACUAUACUACAGUUCAGACUAUUAUACUACAGUUCAGACUACUACAGUUCAGACAACUACACUACAGAUCAGACUACUACACAACAGUUCAGACUACUACAGUUCAGACUAUUAUAGUACUGUUCAGAAUACUACACUACAGUUCAGACUACUACAGUUCAGACUACUACAGUUCAGACUACUACACUACAGAUCAGACUACUACAAUGCAGUUCAGACUACUACAGUUCAGACUAGUACAGAACAGUUCAGACUACUACAGUUCAGACUAUUAUAGUACUGUUCAGAAUACUACACUACAGUUCAGAGUACUACACUACAGUUCAGACUACUACACUACAGUUCAGACUACUAUACUACAGUUCAGACUACUACACUACAGUUCAGACUACUAUACUACAGUUCAGACUACUACAAUACAGUUCAGACUACUAUACUACAGUUCAGACUACUAUACUACAGUUCAGACUACUACAGUUCAGACUACUACAGUUCAGACUACUACACUACAGUUCAGACUACUAUACUACAGUUCAGACUACUAUACUACAGUUCAGACUACUACAGUUCAGACUACUAUACUACAGUUCAGACUACUAGAAUACAGUUCAGACUACUAUACUACAGUUCAGACUAUUAUACUACAGUUCAGACACUAUACUACAGUUCAGACUAUUAUACUACAGUUCAGACUACUAUACUACAGUUCAGACUACUACAGUUCAGACUACUAUACUACAGUUCAGACUACUAUACUACAGGUCAGACUACUAUACUACAGGUCAGACUACUAUACUACAGUUCAAACUACUACACUACAGUUCAGACUACUACAGUUCAGAAUACUAUACUACAGUUCAGACUACUAUACUACAGUUCAGACUACUACAGUUCAGACUAUUAUACCACAGUUCAGACUACUAUACUACAGUUCAGACGAUUAUACUACAGUUCAGACUACUACAAUGCAGUUCAGACUACUACAGUUCAGACUAGUACAGAACAGUUCAGACUACUACAGUUCAGACUAUUAUAGUACUGUUCAGAAUACUACACUACAGUUCAGAGUACUACACUACAGUUCAGACUACUACAAUACAGUUCAGAGUACAACAUUUCAGACAACUAUACUACAGUUCAGACUACUACAGUUCAGACUAUUAUAGUACUGUUCAGAAUACUACACUACAGUUCAGAGUACUACACUACAGUUCAGACUACUACAAUACAGUUCAGACUACGAUACUACAGUUCAGACUACUAUACUACAGUUCAGACUACUACAGUUCAGACUACUACAGUUCAGACUACUACAGUUCAGACUACUAUACUACAGUUCAGACUACUACAGUUCAGACUACUAUACUACAGUUCAGACUACUACAGUUCAGACUACUAUACUACAGUUCAGACUAUUAUACUACAGUUCAGACUACUAUACUGCAAUUCAGACUACUAUACUACAGCUCAGACUACUAUACUACAGUUCAGACUACUAUACUACAGUUCAGACUACUACAGUUCAGACUACUACAGUUCAGACUAUUAUACCACAGUUCAGACUACUAUACUACAGUUCAGACUACUAUACUACAGUUCAGACUACUAUACUACAGUUCAGACUAUUAUACUACAGUUCAGACUACUAUACUACAGUUCAGACUACUAUACUACAGUUCAGACUACUAUACUACAGUUCAGACUACUAUACUACAGUUCAGACUACUAUACUACAGUUCAGACUAUUAUACUACAGUUCAGACUACUAUACUACAGUUCAGAAUACUAUACUACAGUUCAGACUACUAUACUACAGAUCAGACUACUACACUACAGUUCAGAAUACUAUACUACAGUUCAGACUACUACACUACAGUUCAGAAUACUAUACUACAGUUCAGACUACUAUACUACAGUUCAGACUACUAUACUACAGUUCAGACUACUACAGUUCAGAAUACUAUACUACAGUUCAGACUACUACAGUUCAGACUACUACACUACAGUUCAGACUACUAUACUACAGUUCAGACUACUACACUACAGUUCAGACUACUAUACUACAUUUCAGACUACUACAAUACAGUUCAGACUACUAUACUACAGUUCAGACUACUAUACUACAGUUCAGACUACUACAGUUCAGACUACUACAGUUCAGACUACUACACUACAGUUCAGACUACUAUACUACAGUUCAGACUACUACAAUACAGUUCAGACUACUAUACUACAGUUCAGACUACUAUACUACAGUUCAAACUACUACACUACAGUUCAGACUACUACAGUUCAGAAUACUAUACUACAGUUCAGACUACUAUACUACAGUUCAGACUACUACAGUUCAGACUAUUAUACCACAGUUCAGACUACUAUACUACAGUUCAGACUAUUAUACUACAGUUCAGACUACUACAAUGCAGUUCAGACUACUAUACUACAGUUCAGACUACUAUACUACAGUUCAGACUACUAUACUACAGUUCAGACUAUUAUACUACAGAUCAGACUACUACAAUGCAGUUCAGACUACUAUACUACAGUUCAGACUACUACACUACAGUUCAGACUAUUAUACUACAGUUCAGACUACUAUACUACAGUUCAGACUACUACAAUGCAGUUCAGACUACGAUACUACAGUUCAGACUACUACACUACAGUUCAGACUACUAUACUACAGUUCAGACUACUAUACUACAGUUCAGACUACUAUACUACAGUUCAGACUACUACAGUUCAGACUACUAUACUACAGUUCAGACUACUAUACUACAGUUCAGACUACUACAAUGCAGUUCAGACUACUAUACUACAGUUCAGACUACUACAGUUCAGACUACUAUACUACAGUUCAGACUACUACAGUUCAGACUACUAUACUACAGUUCAGACUAUUAUACUACAGUUCAGACUACUAUACUACAGUUCAGACUAUUAUACUACAGUUCAGACUACUAUACUACAGUUCAGACUACUAUACUACAGUUCAGACUACUACAGUUCAGACUACUAUACUACAGUUCAGACUACUACAGUUCAGACUACUAUACUACAGUUCAGACUACUAUACUACAGUUCAGACUAUUAUACUACAGUUCAGACUAUUAUACUACAGUUCAGACUACUAUACUACAGUUCAGACUACUAUACUACAGUUCAGACUACUACAGUUCAGACUACUAUACUACAGUUCAGACUACUACAGUUCAGACUACUACAGUUCAGACUACUACAAUGCAGUUCAGACUACUAUACUACAGUUCAGACUACUACAGUUCAGACUACUAUACUACAGUUCAGACUACUACAGUUCAGACUACUAUACUGCAGUUCAGACUACUAUACUACAGUUCAGACUACUAUACUACAGUUCAGACUAUUAUACUACAGUUCAGACUAUUAUACUGCAGUUCAGACUACUAUACUACAGUUCAGACUACUACACUACAGUUCAGACUAUUAUACUACAGUUCAGACUACUAUACUACAGUUCAGACUACUACAGUUCAGACUAUUAUACUGCAGUUCAGACUACUAUACUACAGUUCAGACUACUAUACUACAGUUCAAACUACUACACUACAGUUCAGACUACUAUACUGCAGUUCAGACUACUAUACUACAGUUCAGACUACUAUACUACAGUUCAGACUACUAUACUACAGUUCAGACUACUAUACUACAGUUCAGAAUACUAUACUACAGUUCAAACUACUACACUACAGUUCAGACUACUAUACUACAGUUCAGACUACUAUACUACAGUUCAGACUACUACAGUUCAGACUAUUAUACUGCAGUUCAGACUACUAUACUACAGUUCAGACUACUAUACUACAGUUCAAACUACUACACUACAGUUCAGACUACUAUACUACAGUUCAGACUACUAUACUACAGUUCAGACUACUAUACUACAGUUCAGACUACUAUACUGCAGUUCAGACUACUAUACUACAGGUCAGGGUGUUACGUAUAGUAGCGGUAGAAGCAGUAGUUGUGUAUGUUUCAGUCGCAGUAGAAUUGUGAAACUUUCACCAAGGCACUUCUGUACAGAAACAAUCUAAAAACACCUACCAUACACUAAGUCCAGAAUGCAUACAGAACUAGUAUUAUCAAAACCUAUUUAUUUUAUUUUAUUAUUUUUACAUGUAUUUAUUAUUUGUAGUACUAAAUGACAAUCAUGAAGGGAGUCACUAGUUUUAUCGAAAAGGACAUUACGUUUAUUUUAUUUGUUCAAUAUGUUUUUGUUGUUGUAUUAAUUAAAACAUUUGCUCCCAGAGCAAAUAAUAGUCACACUCCAAAAUAAUAGUUUAUGUAAUAAAAUGGUUUAAAAAAUGGUUUAUUCUUUAAAUAAAGUCAUUCAACUGUGAAAAUUGUUUUUUUUUAUAUAUAUAUCUGGAUGUACAGUGUAUAGACUUACCUUUAUGCAGCAGCAGCACAGUAGAAUAUUGUUCAGAAUAUCCAGUUUUAUAUUUCUAUUGAGGAAGUGGCUUGUAACGUGCUAACCUUUAGCUGGUAUUACCUACUCUAGAGUUGUGUGACUCUAAUCAUAUCUAUUAUCCCAAUAUCUACAAUAUCAAUCCCCAGUUCUAGAUCCCAAAAAGCGUAGAAGUGGAUUGAUUCAUGUCACUGUGAAGAGGCUCGUUCAGUACUGGAUGUCAUAAUGUACCAAAUCAGUAUUAUUGAUUAAUAAUAAUAAUAGUAAGAAAGGAAUGACAAUGAUUCUUAUACACUGAAAAGAGACUCUUCUGAGAACCUUAUCAAUAAAAAGUAAUUGUUUACUUCA